Molecule: messenger RNA, 2015 nt
Organism: Clarias gariepinus (North African catfish)
Lineage: Eukaryota; Metazoa; Chordata; Actinopteri; Siluriformes; Clariidae
Gene: dipk1c
Product: divergent protein kinase domain 1C
Exons: 4
Coding region: 389-1753 (454 amino acids)
Source: RefSeq, a predicted model, not a curated record
CAGGAGAGAGAGGGUGAGAAACAGUGAGAAUAGUGAUGAGGGAGAGGGGUUGUGGGUAUGAAGAAGAAAUGUAAAAGAGUAAGACAGGAGCAGAGAGUACGACUCCACUUGGGAACAAGAAGCUUUUCAUGGCACUGCCAGUCUCACCCAGUACCAAUCCAGUAGGAAAGAAGCUGAGGAGCAACACUUGAGAAGAUCUCCAGGGCAGUAUGGAGAACCCCCGAGCUGAGAGGAGGAGCAGCAGAGGAGAACACACACACUCAGACCUCCUGCAGGAGGAGCACCAGCAGGACGCCAAGCCUUCAACAUACUACCGAGACCACCACAGAUGCCCGCAGGAGGAGCACUAAAACACACAGGAAGCUGAAGCGGGUACUGCGCGUGGCUGAUGUUCCGGGCCGUGUGCCGGGCCACGGGUUUGGGCCGUGGAGGUCUCGGGCUGCGGUGGCUCAGGGCGAGAGUUCGUCGCAGGAAUGCAGUAGUCUUCCUCCUGCUCUGGCUUGCCUCAUGGCUGUUUCUCAGUGGCCUGCUCUUCGUGCACACCACCAUGUUUUCCGACUUCUGCACGGAUGAUAAGAGCAGGAGGAUCCUCCAAAGACUGUGUGAGGAUUACCAGCAGGGUGUCUUAACAGGUGACCUGUGUGAAGACCUUUGUGUUGACAGCCGUGUGGAAUACAAGCGCUGCCUCUACUACGAGAAUGGAAAGAAGGUCAUGGCGGCCACCUGGCGAGGCGUGCCAAUUGUCCUCAAGUCCAAGCUUGAGAAUUUCUCCUCCUAUGAGGCUAUGGCUCUGCUGGACUACCAGGACACUGCAGGUGAUGUAGGGGCUGAGGAGGAGCUUUCACCCCUGGAUGUGGUGUUUUAUGCAACUUUGCAGAUUAAGAACUUGCUAGGCCUCGAGGCUGGGAGUAACCUGACGCUGCAGAGGCUUUGGGGCCAGAAACUAAAAAAAAGGUCCCAGUCGUACUCGCGGGCUGAGCUGGGCUCGCUCUGGGCUCUGCUGCAACAGGAGGAAUACGCCUUUCUCCGUGUGAUGCAGGACUUGACGGACCACGUGGCCAAGGUGCUGGGCUCCUGUGGUCAUUUUUAUGCAGUGGAAUACCUUGCUGCUGGCCAUGCUUGGGACCAGAAUAUCUUCUCGCUGGAGGAGUUCUUUCAGAGCCCAAAAAGUGGAGAAGAACAGACACAGACGGAAAUAGACAUGGUACCUCAAGUGGCCCUGAGUUUCUUGGACAUGGUGGAUCACUUCGAAAAUGACUUUUCUCAUCGCCUGCACCUUUGUGAUAUCAAAGCGGAAAACUUUGCCAUCAGAAAGGACUUAACGGUUGCCGCUAUAGAUGUGGACAUGGCCUUUUUUGAACCCAAAAUGCAGGAGAUUCUUGAGCAAAACUGCACCAACGACAACGACUGCAAUUUCUUCGACUGCAUCUCUAAAUGUGACACAAAGAGAAACAAGUGUGGGUCAAAACGCAAAAACAGUAAUCUUCAGGUGAUCUGUGAGAAGAUCUUCCGUUCAUGGUUCUCUCCCACGCUCCUGGGGGAUAAAGCAGGACGCCCCCUUCAGGUCGAACUUCAGCAAGCGGUGCAGGAUUGUGCAGAAACAGAAGGAGGAGAAAACGCAGAGCGAGCUCGGAGCAUAAGGGUGCACCUUCAGAGCCUCCUCACGCAGCUCAUCCAGGAGGACUCAUCUAAUCAUCAGAGCCGAAAGCAAGCACACACAAAACGACGCAUUCAUACGGCACUCAAUUUCUAAGAGAUUACAUGAAAGUGGUCCUUAGUAGUGACAACACAGCUGAUACUUUAUCAGAGUAAAGUAAUUUCUAUUUUAUAGUUUAUUUUGUGUAGCUGGUUUACUCUGUGAAUGUAGUCACACUGUGCUGUUUUAAAUGUAAAUGUAGUUAAACAACUGUGCAAUUAUGUAAAAGAUAUAAUUUGUUCAUUAGAGGUAAAAAAAUAUUCUUACUGGAUGUACUGUAAAUAUCAGAUUUGUAUAGAAAAAACAUAUAUGUAAAUUU